AUGCCCUCUGCUCUGCGAAACGCCACCUCUCAAUGCCAGCACCGAGAUGAGGUUGAGGUCCUCGUUGUGGGUGCUGGUCCCGCAGGUUCCAUGUGUGCAUAUAGCUUGAUGAAAGCUGGAGUAUCUGUUCGUAUCAUUGACCAGAAACAUGUAGCGGUGGACCGUGGUCAUGCCGACGCCCUUCAGCCUCGUGUUCUCGAAGUCCUGAGGAGUCAUGGUCUCAUCGACAAAGCGCUCAAGCAGGGAAACAAAAUUAAUACUACGGCAAUUUGGCACCCUGGUCCAGGAGAUUCGAUUCAACGGACUAGUCGUAUCCCAAACAUCACUGCACCCGGUGGCCUAUACCCAUUCAAUCUUACCCAUCACCAAGGAACAUGGGAGGGCUUAUUUACUGAUGAGAUGGAGAAGUGGGGAUAUGCCGUUGAGCGUCCUUUCAGGCCAGUUGCGUUGAAUCUCAAAAGUGGCGCCGCAGAAGAUCCGAAUGCAUUCCCCGUACGCAUACAAUCAUUGGCUUCGGACGCACAGGACGAGUCGGAGGUACAUACCAUCCGUGCAAAAUAUCUCGUCGCUGCUGACGGCGCACAUUCUUGGAUCCGAAAAUCCUUGGGCGUCACUCAGACCGGUGACCAACUUCGAACAGAUAGGCGCUGGGGCGUCAUUGACUUCGUCCCAAACACGGACUACCCGGACAUUCGCUGCACGUCACAAGUGCACUCAAGCUCUGGCUUCUGUCUGAUCGUUCCCCGCGAGAACGAUAUGGUCAGACUGUAUGUUCCCUUGGACGACUAUGAACAGUACAUGGACUCGUCUAAGAACGUCGAUCCUGAUGGCCUUCUAGAGGUCGCCAAAAAGGCAUUUCGACCAUUCUACAUGAAUGCCCCUCAUGGUUACCAUUGGUCGACCAUAUACACCGUCGGUCAGCAUGUGGCGGAUACAUUCUCCGUCUCGAACCGCAUAUUUCUCACCGGAGAUGCCGCCCAUACCCAUUCACCUAAAGCUGGGCAAGGAAUGAAUGCUAGCAUCAACGAUGCACACAAUAUCGCGUGGAAGUUGACUUAUGUACUGAGGGGGUGGGCAAGUCGCUCCCUUCUUGACACGUACGACUCCGAAAGACGCAAGUUCGCGCUGGACUUGAUUAAGUUCGACAAGCAAUAUGUCGCAAUGUUCGAGAAUAUGUCACGUUCGCAUAUAGAGGUUGAUCCUCUUGACCACGCUAGAACGGUUCAAACCUUCGGCCUCUUUAAGAACGGUAUCGGUAUCCACUACGGUAACUCGAAGAUUGUUUCGGACCAGAUGCAGUCGGUCGCUCGCAAUCUCAUCGUUGGUCGACGAUUCCCUCCGGAGAUGGUACUUCGCGCUGCAGAUGACGAACUCGUGCAGAUUCAUGAUGUCUUGCCCUCCGACACUUCCUUCAAACUGCUUAUAUUCACGGGUAAUAUCUACGAGGAGAAGCAGAAGAUGCUCGUAAACGCCCUAGCCGACCAGCUCUCUGAGUCUCCUCUCUGUAACCAGCGUCCAAUCGGUCAGGGAAGAUAUAUGAAGAUGGUGGAGCCUAUAGUGAUUGUGCGCGGAAAGAAGGGCGAGGUGAGGUGGACUGACGUACCAGCAGUGCUCAGGAAUCACUGGUCCAAAGUCUUCAUCGACGAUGUUUGGCACCACGGAGACCAAGGAGGACGGGCAUACGAGAACUUUGGCAUCGAUAAAACAGGGGCUGUCGUCGUUGUGCGCCCAGAUGGAUAUGUGGGACUAGUGACCUCUUUGAUGAAGACGCGCUUGAUAUUCCGUUACUUUAGUACAUGGGCUUGCUAUCCUUUGUGA
Stereum hirsutum FP-91666 SS1 is the source of this 1818-nucleotide messenger RNA. RefSeq lists its product as uncharacterized. Gene Ontology annotation, molecular function: FAD binding. The record is from RefSeq and is a predicted model, not a curated record. The transcript is spliced from 15 exons. The coding region runs from base 1 to 1818 and encodes 605 amino acids. NCBI's taxonomy places the organism in Eukaryota, Fungi, Basidiomycota, Agaricomycetes, Russulales, Stereaceae.